AUGAUGGAAAGUUAGGCCCUACUAGCAGAGAUGGCAAAUAGAGCUGCUGAUAUAUAAGACCAAUAGAGAGUAAAAUUGCUCACUCCUCCUUUAAAUUGGAACCAAAAAUUUUUUUCAAAUUUAAAAGGGAAAAUUUUUAUAAAAUUUUUUAUGGAAAAAAAUUAUAUAAAAAUUUCAAAAAUUUAUCGAAUUAGAUUAAUAAAUUUGUUUAAUAAAAUGUUAUUUAUUCUUUAUCCUUUAAAAAAAAGCAAGAUAUAUCUAAAAUUUUCAUUAUUAGCUAAUACACCACUAUUAAUUGGUAUCAAAACUAUUUGCACAAAAAUUCUUAAUAAAAAAACAAUUUUAAAAAUUUAUCGAUUAAAAUGCUAA
Molecule: messenger RNA, 369 nt
Organism: Blepharisma stoltei
Lineage: Eukaryota; Ciliophora; Heterotrichea; Heterotrichida; Blepharismidae
Source: the annotation of a GenBank genome assembly